AUGGCGGAGUACAACUCCCUGCUCAGCGACCUGUCCGACAACAUCACCAACGAGGACCUGGAGCAGCUCAAGUCGGCGUGUAAGGAGGACAUCCCAGAGGAGCACAGCAACGCCAUCGCGUCCUGCAAGGAUUGGUUCACCUACCUGGAGAAGAAUGACAAGCUAGCGCACGACAACCUGUCGUACAUGGAGCACAUCUUCGAGAUCUCGCGGCGUCCCGACCUCCUGACCCGCGUGAUCGAGUACCGCACCACCGUGCUGAAGAUCGACGAGGACGACGAGAUCGACACGAAGCUCACGCGCAUCCCCUCGGCCAAGAAGUACAAAGACAUCAUCCGCCAGCCGUCCGAAGACGAGAUCAUCAAGUUGGCGCCGCCGCCCAAGAAGGCGUGA
Nerophis lumbriciformis (worm pipefish) is the source of this 393-nucleotide messenger RNA. The record is from RefSeq and is a predicted model, not a curated record. NCBI's taxonomy places the organism in Eukaryota, Metazoa, Chordata, Actinopteri, Syngnathiformes, Syngnathidae.